AUGCCUCCCCGAAAGCGAGUCGCGGGUCGGUCCCGCCAAAUCAGAGCAGCCAAAAUUCAUCAUCACCAGGCCGAGCUUUCAUCGGAGGAGAGUAAUGAAACUGGCCAGAGUGAUGCCGAGGAAUGGUUUAAUCAAGCCAACCAAAAUCCGACAGCUACUUUCGACAGCAGUGCCAUGAAUGGUGAGUACCUAAGCAGUAGCUUAAUAGGUCACAUAUCAAAGUACUCAAACACAGUUGAUUCGCCAUUCUUUCAAAAAGAAUCCGACUCAUCCAACGAAGAUAAGACCUUUCAUUUUCAAUCUUCCCCGCCUCGAAGUCAGUCUAAAGCUCGUAGUAGCAGCGCCGAUGACUACCGAAGCGUUAUCGAUGAUCUCACCAUGGAGAUCCAGAAGUUGAAGGAAGAUUUGAAGCGCUAUAAGCAGCGCGGUCCUGAUGUUCUUCGAAAAGAUAAGCUCUUUGAAAUCAAGAUACACGGACUGCCGAAGAUGGAAAAACGCGAACUAGAGGCGACGCUUCGAGAAUUUAUAACAACUUUGGGAGACUCGCCCGAUACAUCCUCGUUGCAGCGGAACAAGAAAUCUUCGAGGCAUGCCAGUCGCGCUCGGAUGUACUCUGGUACAGGAUCCAAAUCACAAUCGAAGCAUGCGUCGCUACCAUCUGGAUCUCAUACUCAACCGAUCGAUUCAGCCUACGCGUCCAUGUCGACUGGAGCUUGCUCCUCGGGAACCUCGUUGAACAGACCUCAGGGAGGCUCGCAGUUCAAGUCGAAUGAACAGAAAGUAGAGAACUACUUACGCAACAUCCCAGAGGGGCUGUAUCCCCGUCUUAUCUCCAUGACAAACAAACAAAAGAAGAAGUUGGUGGUUCGGCGUCUUGAGCGAAUAUUCACAGGGAAGAUUGGUAGCAGGUAUGGCCGUCGAAGUCAGCUCUGUCAACCACCUGCUGUGUCCACCGCACCAUCAGCACAGGCGACGGCGGUAGAUCCUUCCCCCGAGCGGCCUAUGGUGCAGGAACCAAAGCCAAACGUGAAUGCCAAUCCCAGUGCUAACCUCAAUCCUGCACCUGAAACUAUGCGCGAAGCCCGAACUCUUUUACAGGAACACCAAUCUAGACAUACGGGAAAGAACAACAAUUCGCAGGACAUGGGCUCGGCUUCUAAUUCUAAUGAAGAUCAGAUCGAGCCAGAGGGCAACGGCAACGGAAGUGGUAGUGGCAAUGGUUCAAGGAGAAAUCCGUCCCUACGUAUGCCACCGCCUCCAGAGCAGCGACCUACGAGGCCCAGAGAUCUCGACCCCGAUCGCGCCCAAAUACCAUCCGAGAAUAUGGAGUACAUAAGACGUUUAGUUCUUGUUCCUCCGGAGUCAACAGCCACACCACUAGAACGACCAAACGAUGACGUGCACCCUGAUGAAGUAGGAUGGGUGUAUUUGAAUCUCCUUUGCAACAUCGCGCAACUACAUAUAAUGAAUGUGACGCCGGAUUUUGUGCGCAAUGCCGUUGUUGACCUGAGCGCAAAAUUCCAACUAUCACCAGACGGUCGAAAAAUAAGAUGGCGCGGAGGUAGAGACGGUACCAAGUCCAGUAGUGAUAGCUCAGGCGACCUUUCACAAUGGAGCCCAGAAACGGAUGACACGGAAAACACCAAAGGAGACCACCAUAAGAGAAAAAAGACGGGUCGCUCAGACUAUAACCCUUCCAAACCUGGACCACAAGUUUCGGCAUCGUCCGAGAACUUCCACUACAAGCCUCUGUUCCAUCAUCAGAAGUCGCCUAACGAACAAUCAUCGAAGAAAGAGAGCACGCUGUCGUUUUUCGGUUCCACCGAGGAAAGCAAUACAGACUCAUGUGGCCAGAGCGGCUCUGGUGCAUCCAAUCGUCGUAAACACCGUCGCAACGGUACUAUCAUUUACUAUAGCGGUGCCCCGUUUUGUACCGACUUAUCGGGAGACCCAGGGGAUAUCUCGCCAACGACGUACACGCUAUCAGGCGAUAGGGAACGGUUGGUCCCCCAAAUGCAGUUCGUCCGCCCGAUGCCUUUCCGACCGGGAUCAUGGUCUUCCAUGAAUAGGCGACCAUUAAGCGACACUAAUCUUGACCUUGGCUCCAUGUCCAAAAAGGAUGUCAACGACGGGGCCGGCAUGCCGGAGCUCGUGACCGAGUCGGGCGAUGAAUCCAGCGAAUUCAGCAUGGAAUUCCCCUGGAGUGAUGCACAGCAAAUACUUGAAGUUCAUCCUCUUGAAUCAUGUGGUCUAGGUGGUGUGCUACCUGAGGAUCACUUCAUGGUGAUGGUUACGACUAGGCGAUCGAAGAUUGAUGCAUAUGUCAAUCAGAGGAGCGGGGGUCAGCAUAAGUUGCGCAAAGAGACGACGGACAACAUCACCAAUGGGUUGGCCACUAUGUCAACAUCGUCGCCUCGUCCGUCUGUUGAUCGACUGCUGGCGAUGGAUAAUUUGUCGACAAUCAAGAUCGAUUACCUGUCAGGUUGCACCCGGCGCUUGGAACCAGUACCGCUUCCGCCACCUGCCAUAUUCUUUCCACCUCUUAGUGCAGAUUCAUGGUCUGAGGACGGGUUCGGAUCUGAUGAUGAUGAGUUUACUCCCUCGGAAGAGUUUUUGGAGCUGAAGAGCAAACCCGCAUCAGUCGGAUACUUAUCCCAACGGAGUAGACUUGAGCAGCGGUGA
Molecule: messenger RNA, 2682 nt
Organism: Trichoderma gamsii
Lineage: Eukaryota; Fungi; Ascomycota; Sordariomycetes; Hypocreales; Hypocreaceae
Product: frequency clock protein
Exons: 1
Coding region: 1-2682 (893 amino acids)
Biological process (GO): regulation of DNA-templated transcription; circadian rhythm
Cellular component (GO): nucleus; cytoplasm
Source: RefSeq, a predicted model, not a curated record